This is a messenger RNA of Moneuplotes crassus, 1339 nucleotides long. NCBI's taxonomy places the organism in Eukaryota, Ciliophora, Spirotrichea, Euplotida, Euplotidae. The record is from the annotation of a GenBank genome assembly.
UGAGCAUGUCUUGGUGGAGGGAUCUCUUGGAUAUUAGCAAGAUAUGGGAAAAAGAAAGCUUUGAUAAUACAAUCGAUCCUCACAAUUAUAGGAGCCUCCAUUCAAAUGACUAGAGCUUACCAGACUUAUAUACUUGGGAGAGCAAUUAUGGGUCUUUCUUUUGGUAUAUCAAACGCCAUCGCUCCUAUGUUUAUAAUGGAACUUUCUCCUCCUAAGAUGAGAGGCAUCUUAAUUUCAUUCGUAACAUUAUGGAUAAACAUAGGACUACUUAUCCCCAUAUUGCUUAAUUUUGCUCUUCCUGUGUUUAUAAGACCAUUUUCUAUAGUCCCUGAUUAUUGCGGCCCUCUUGUAGGCAAGCAUAUCAUAUGGAGGGAGAUUUUCAUGGUUCCAAUUAUUUUUGCUACAAUAAAGCUACUCUGCCUCUUGUUCAUCUUCAAAAAAGAAAAUCCGAUAUAUGAGGAAUACCUUAUCUCUAAAUCAGAUUCUUAUGAUACCAGUGGAGAUUUUGAAGUAGAAGAAUCUGCUCUGGAGGGAGAAUUCAGCACAAAUAUCCAACAGGCUCAGAGUAAGCCUCCAACUAAACUUGAAAAAGAUACCUGGAGCGCUCUUUGUAGGAGAAGAGGAAAGAGAAAAUUAAUGGCCGGUGUUACAGUGAGAUUAAUAGCUCAGCUAUCAGGUAUCGCCAUUGUUCUUAACUUUGCAUUUACUCUCAGAAUAAAUCCAAACUCAACUCAUGGAAACUUAAGGUUAAUGAUAACAAUUCUCAGCAUUGUGCUAAUCCCUGCUUCAAUGCUAUUGCUGACAUAUUGAAAAAGAAGGACACUUCUACUCACUGGCUCUCUCAUCAGCUGAUUAUGAUUAACAGUGCUAUUCCAGACAUCUUUAGAAGUGAACUACACAAACUUUGGAGUUCCCAUGUUUAACGGGUUCCCAAAUAUCUUAUCCACUGUCUUUGUGCUAAUUUUUGCAACAAAUUUUUGGGUAACCAAGGGAGCUACUCUUUAUGUAUAUUGAGGAGAAAUAUUAACAGAUAAAGGAAUGGCAAUAGCUACAGCUACUCAUUGGUUCUUCAAUGCUGUAGUGAUUAUCCUACCAAGCAUGGCCUUUAGAUUGGCAGAUAUGGCGAACUUUGCAAUCUGGUUUCAUGAAUCAAAUGCUAUAUUCUUCUUUAUUUUUGGAGGAAUUUGUAUGAUGAGUUUCUUUAUUACCAUUAUUGCUCUAAAAGAGACAUUCGGAAAGACUCACUACCAGAUCUCUAAUGGCUUCGGAAAGACCAACUACCACUCUCUUGCCACCAUCCAUCACUAACCCCCUCUUCCCCACCCCAAAACUUCCAAAC